UUUCAGAACACCAGUGCUUCUUCAUUGAGAGGAAUCACAUCCUCAGUUACAGGAUUAAGAUAAAAUAGGCUGUUGGAAUUCGUACAGGCUUUGAAUCUGAUGGAUGUUUCUAGCUGCUUCCGCUUGGGAGCCAUCAUUCUUUUUCUCCAGGCACUAUUGUGUGCAGGUUUUGACCAAUCAUGCACACCUGGCUUUGAUUCAGAACUCUAUAUAUUUAAUGUCGACAGAGUUACUCUUCACGUUGGCAAGACGCUUGGUAAAGUGGUUUUCGAUGACUGUACCAGCCGCAAGCGAAUUGUGUUGGAUUCGGCAGACAGCCGUUUUAAAGUGGACACGGAUGGAACGGUGAAGCUGGAGAGACAAGUGACCCUGCAUGAUGGACACAAGAGGUUUUCACUGCACGCGUGGGACUCCCAAGGCAGGAAGCACACAGUUGCUGUUCGUGUGGAGCUCGACCGGCCUCACCAGCACCACCACCAGGUGGACUUGCACCAGCCUGAUGUGACUGAAGCAGUUCCAACCGUACCAGUCCUGGUGUUUCCAGAGUCAUUUGGUGGUCUAAGGAGGAGGAAGAGGGAUUGGAUUAUCCCUCCAAUCAACUUUCCUGAAAACUCCAGAGGCCCUUUUCCACUGAAGAUGGUGCAGAUAAAAACCAGCCAAGCUGAUAAGGUGAAGAUCAUCUACAGCAUUACUGGUCAAGGGGCAGACGACCUUUUUACAAUUGACCGUGAAGGCGGGGGUUUUUUCGUCACUCAGCCCUUGGACAGAGAACAACAGCCUUCCUAUAACGGUAAACUUCUUGCCCAUGCAGUAUCAGAUGGUGGUGGGAAAGCAGAGGAGCCCAUGGAAAUCAAUGUCCUUGUAAUUGACCUAAAUGAUAACAGGCCUAUCUUUGUGAAAGAUCCUUUCCUGGGAAAUGUUGCAGAAGCAUCAAAAAUAGGCACUGAGUUUAUGGCCGUUAAUGCCACUGACGCUGAUGAGCCUGGAAAUGCAAAUUCUGACGUCAGAUACAAAAUUCUCAGUCAAGAGCCAGCAUUGCCACUAAAGGAUAUGUUUGACAUCAAUCCUUUAACAGGAAAAAUCAGGGUGAAGAACAAUGGGCUGGAUAAAGAGAAAAUUCAUGAGUACACUUUGGAAAUUCAAGCAGCUGACCGUGAAGGAAAUGGUCUAAUAGCCGAGUGCAAAGCAAUUAUUACCGUAACUGACAGCAAUGACAAUGCUCCACAGUUUAACCCAUCUCAGUACACGGUGACUGUGCCUGAGAACAAAGUGGGGGAAGUGGUGGUGAAGAUGCCUGUAACAGACGACGAUGAUCCCAACACCUCUGCCUCAGCAGCCAAAUUCAAGAUCAUCAGUGGAGACCCAGCAGGGAUGUUCAGUGUUGAGACAGGCCCCAACAAACAGGAGGGCAUCAUCAAGACUGCCAAGCCUCUGGACUUUGAAGCUGUGGCCAAGUACACGCUGGUGGUAGCAGUGGAGAACGAAAUGCCGUUUGCAGUUGCUCUGCCAACAUCCACUGCUCAGGUGGUGGUGAAUGUUGGGGAUGUCAACGAGGCUCCCAUCUUCAGUCCAGCAGAGAAGACCAUUUCUAAGCCUGAAAAUGUACCUGUUGGCACAGCACUAGUGGAGUACUUAGCCACAGAUCCUGACACCGCUAUGAAGCAGAAAGUGACGUACAAAGUAGGCAGCGAUCCAGCUGGUUGGCUGAGUGUCGAAAAAGACUCAGGAAUAAUUAAAGUGGAGACUGAAAUGGACCUGGAAUCUACCUUUGUCAAAGACGGCCAGUACAAAGCCCUGAUUCUGGCUAUGGAUGAUGAUUUGGUCCCUGCGACCGGUACUGGAACGCUCAUUAUUCAGUUGAAGGACGUGAACGACAACCGUCCAGCAGUGGUGGAGAGGCUGGUGAAGGUGUGCAAUGAGGAGCCACCUCCCAUUCUGCUCGCAGUCACAGAUCAAGACACUGAAGUUAACGGCCCUCCAUACAGUGUACAGAUGACUGGGGACUCGGCCAAAAACUGGACAGCACGGAUGAACGGCACAAGUACUGGCAUUAUACUCAAAUUGAAAACCAAGUUACCGCAAGCAACAUACAGCAUCAGGCUGACGGUUCGUGACACCCAUGGCUUGGACCAAGAAAGCAUUGUAGAAGCCCAAGUGUGCAACUGCAAGGGAGCCGACUUUGUCUGCAAAGACGAGCCUGAGCCGCUGUACUUUGAAGCAGGAUUUGGAAUCUUGGGAGGCAUCCUGGCCCUACUCUUGUUGGUCCUGCUUCUGCUCAUCUUCAUGAGGAGGAAGAGCAACAUGAAGAAGGACCCGCUCCUGCCAGAGGACGACAUCAGGGACAACAUCUACUCCUAUGAUGAGGAAGGCGGAGGAGAAGACGACCAGGAUUAUGACUUGAGUGUGCUACACAGAGGCCUGGAUAACCGGCCAGAAGUAUUCAGGAAUGAUGUGAUUCCCACCUUCAUGCCCGCACCACAGUAUCGACCACGUCCUGCUAACGCUGAAGAUAUCGGGAACUUUAUUGAUGAUAAUCUGAAGGCAGCUGACAACGACCCCACGGCGCCACCGUACGACUCACUGCUGGUGUUUGACUACGAGGGCGCGGGCUCCGAGGCCGGCUCCCUCAGCUCCCUCAACUCCUCCAGCUCAGGAGGCGACCAGGAUUACGACUGCAUCAACGAGUGGGGCCCGCGCUUCAAAAAGCUGGCCGACAUGUACGGUGGAGGAGAGGAGGAAUGAGGGGACGCACUCUUUUAAUGGGAACAACUGUCCUAAACCAUCUCGUUCUAAACAAAAGCCACUCCUGCGUGCAUUUUCAGCAGCAAAGAUGUUUGCUUUGUUUUGUUUCUCUGAUGGUGGCUAGAUCUUGUAGGUUUGGCUUUGUUACGUUUUGAAUAAAGACCGGAAGUCAAGGGCAAGCCCAUUCCUCAAGCACUGAUGGACAUUUUGAGUCGAAGUGCACUGAGUGGAAUUGCUGAGUGCAAUUGCAAGUUACAUUUUUUUUUUUUGUAUUAGUAUUGGUAUGUUUUUUUUUUUUUUUUUUUUUUUUUUUUUUCUCAAUUUAAUCUUUCUCUGUCUAAUGAGGUAUUAAGGAGAAUAUGCAUUUUUGAUUUUGUAUUGGUUUUUUUAGUAUUGUAGUUUUUUUGGACUGUGUGACAUUCAAAUACAGGGUGAUGUACAGUACAUAUUUUAUUAAAUAAAAUGUUCACAAAAAUACAUAAAUAAAAUGUUCACACUUGGUUCUUA
This is a messenger RNA of Alosa alosa (allis shad), 3249 nucleotides long. RefSeq names its product cadherin 31 (gene cdh31). Gene Ontology annotation, cellular component: plasma membrane; cytoplasm; catenin complex. Gene Ontology annotation, biological process: cell morphogenesis; homophilic cell-cell adhesion; adherens junction organization. Gene Ontology annotation, molecular function: calcium ion binding; cadherin binding. Lineage: Eukaryota; Metazoa; Chordata; Actinopteri; Clupeiformes; Clupeidae. The record is from RefSeq and is a predicted model, not a curated record.